Penicillium salamii is the source of this 1041-nucleotide messenger RNA. Lineage: Eukaryota; Fungi; Ascomycota; Eurotiomycetes; Eurotiales; Aspergillaceae. The record is from the annotation of a GenBank genome assembly.
AUGGAACCGGACGGACAAGAGCAGCUCGAUGAGAGCGGGCUUCCAGGCCCUGGUGCCCCCACCCCGCUCUCUGCACUGGAUGGUCUUUCAGGAUUGACUGGCAGGGAUAUCAAGCUCUUCGUGGAUGCAGGAUAUCACACCGUCGAGGCGGUGGCUUACACACCCAGACGCUUAUUGGAAACAAUCAAAGGUAUCUCAGAACAAAAGGCUACCAAGGUCUUGACGGAAGCCGCAAAGCUGGUACCCAUGGGAUUCACAACGGCAACCGAAAUGCACGCGCGAAGAAGCGAGCUCAUCUCGAUCACAACAGGAUCAAAGCGCCUGGACACAUUGCUCGGAGGCGGAGUUGAAACAGGCUCGAUCACGGAGAUUUUCGGAGAGUUCAGAACGGGAAAAAGUCAGAUUUGCCAUACUCUUGCCGUGACCUGCCAGCUGCCAUUCGAUAUGGGUGGUGGUGAAGGCAAGUGUCUAUACAUUGAUACAGAGGGAACAUUCCGGCCAGUCCGAUUGCUUGCCGUGGCUCAGCGUUAUGGUCUUGUUGGCGAGGAAGUUCUCGAUAACGUGGCGUAUGCACGCGCAUACAACUCAGACCAUCAGCUUCAGCUGCUUAACCAGGCUUCUCAAAUGAUGUGCGAGACACGAUUCUCAUUGUUGGUGGUUGAUUCAGCGACGUCUCUUUACCGAACGGAUUUCAACGGUCGUGGUGAGCUUUCGUCACGGCAGACUCAUUUGGCCAAGUUCAUGCGUACUCUGCAGCGCCUUGCGGAUGAGUUUGGUAUUGCGGUUGUGAUUACGAACCAGGUCGUCGCCCAGGUUGAUGGUGGACCAAGUGCCAUGUUCAACCCGGACCCAAAGAAACCUAUCGGUGGUAAUAUCAUUGCUCACGCCAGUACGACCCGACUCAGUUUGAAGAAGGGUCGUGGUGAGACUCGAAUUUGCAAGAUUUAUGAUAGUCCUUGCCUCCCUGAGAGUGACUGUCUCUUCGCCAUCAAUGAGGAUGGUAUUGGAGAUCCUUCCGAGAAGGACCUGGAAGAUAAAUGA